AUGCUGCUAAAGACAGUGCCCAUCCUGGUCUUGGUGACCCACGUGCUGGCAUUGAAGAAUGGGCUGAUGCAGACCCCACCCAUGGGAUGGCUGGCCUGGGAACGUUUCCGCUGCAACAUCGACUGCAAAGAGGACCCAAAAAACUGCAUCAGCGAACAGCUGUUCAUGGAGAUGGCUGACCGGCUGGCAGAGGACGGAUGGCGGGACCUGGGCUACACAUACCUCAACAUCGACGACUGCUGGAUUGGCGAACGCGAUGAGAGAGGCAACCUGGUGGCAGACCCCAGGCGUUUCCCCAACGGCAUCGCCCACCUGGCUGACUAUGCUCACUCCCUGGGCCUGAAGCUAGGCAUCUACGCAGACUUGGGUAACUUCACCUGCAUGGGCUUCCCGGGCACCACGCUGGACAGGGUGGUCCAGGACGCGAAAACUUUCGCCAAGUGGAAGGUGGACAUGCUGAAGCUGGACGGCUGUUACUCUACCCCCCUGGAGCGGGCCGUAGGGUACCCCAAGAUGGCUGCUGCCCUGAAUGCCACAGGCCACCCCAUUGCCUUCUCCUGCAGCUGGCCAGCUUAUGAGGGGGGCCUUCCCCCAACGGUGAACUACACCCUCCUGGCUGACAUCUGCAACCUCUGGCGCAACUACGACGAUAUCCAGGACUCCUGGAGCAGUGUGCUGUCCAUCCUGGACUGGUUUGUGGAGUACCAGGACAUCCUGCAGCCAGUGGCCGGCCCUGGGCACUGGAACGACCCAGACAUGCUGCUCGUUGGGAACUUUGGCCUCAGCUUCGAGGAAGCCCAGUCCCAGAUGGCCCUGUGGACAGUGCUGGCGGCCCCUCUGUUCAUGUCCACAGACCUGCGGACCAUCUCCGCCAAGGACAUGGGCAUUCUGCAGAAUCCACUCAUGAUCAAAAUCCACCAGGACCCCCUAGGCAUCCAGGGGCGCAGGAUUGUCAAGGAAAAGUCCCAGAUUGAAGUGUUCCUGCGGCCGCUGUCCCAGAAGGCCAGUGCGCUCGUCUUCUUCAGCCGCAGGACGGACAUGCCAUACCACUACUCCACCUCCCUCAAAUGGCUCAACUUCACCAGCGCCAGCGUGUAUGAGGCCCAGAACGUCUACACAGGCGAGAUCAUCAGUGACCUCCACAUCAAGACCAAAUUCACAGUGACCAUCAACCCCUCUGGUGUGGUCAUGUGGUACUUGUAUCCCAUCCACUAUGAGACAGAGGCCAUGGACAGGACUUAG
Molecule: messenger RNA, 1242 nt
Organism: Elephantulus edwardii (Cape elephant shrew)
Lineage: Eukaryota; Metazoa; Chordata; Mammalia; Macroscelidea; Macroscelididae
Gene: NAGA
Product: N-acetylgalactosaminidase, alpha-
Exons: 9
Coding region: 1-1242 (413 amino acids)
Biological process (GO): oligosaccharide metabolic process; glycosylceramide catabolic process; glycoside catabolic process
Cellular component (GO): cytoplasm
Molecular function (GO): alpha-galactosidase activity
Source: RefSeq, a predicted model, not a curated record